AGUACAUUCAUCAAAUACAUGUGCUAUAACGGUAAUUUUCAUUAAAAAAUAGAUAAAACAAAUUGUGGACUACUAGCAGAAUGUAAACAGGUUAUAUACUCAAAUGCUGUAUGUUUAAUCGAAUGAAUAUUAUAAGAUAUAAAAUACGAAGGAAGGGAUAUAUUUAAUCAAAGGAAAAAAAAACUAUAAGACAAAAGAUUAUUAAAUACUGUGCAAUAUUAUACAGAAUUAGUAAAUCAUAAUAAUGGAAUGUUUGAUGGAAAAAAUUUCCAUUUUGCAAAGAAAAGCAUCUAAAAAACGGAUUUUGAUAACAGGAGAAUUCUAGAUAUGAAUUUAAAAAAAAUAGAUUUUGGAGUUAGUAUAUAGGUUAUACUUGUCGUUAUAGGAAUAGGGUUACCUACAUUACGUGCACUUGAGUUGUCAAUAAAAAGUAGUAAAUUUAUGCCAUUUAAGGGUUUCUGGAAUUUUAUAAGAGUAAUAUUUAAAGGUGUAUUAAGUAACGCAGAAUUAGAAUACUUUUUUGUACUGUCAUUUGUAAUACCUACUAUUGUAUUAGCAGCCAUAUUCAUAAUAGUGUUUCCUAAGAUAUUACGAAAUUCUCAAAAUAAAUAA
Plasmodium malariae is the source of this 612-nucleotide messenger RNA. The record is from the annotation of a RefSeq genome assembly. NCBI's taxonomy places the organism in Eukaryota, Apicomplexa, Aconoidasida, Haemosporida, Plasmodiidae.